GAACGCCAGCACCGGGGGGGACAUGAGGAGGGAGGGGGCCAGCGGGCGCCACGUGCCCCACAGUGAGAAGCUGAAGCUGAUCGGCCCCGUCAUCAUGGGCAUCGGGCUCUUCAUCUUCAUCUGCGCCAACACCAUGCUGUACGAGAACAGGGACAUGGAGACCCGCAGGCUGAUGCAGAAGGGUCUCUACUCCAUGGCAGCAGCUCUCCCGGAGGGGACCGGCCCCGUGGAUGGUGCCUGCCCUGGCACGGAGCCGGUGGCGGCGGAGCUCAGCCUGGAUGUGCAGCUCCACACCUCGGGACACUCCAAGUCCCUGGACCUCGGCCGGCCGGGGGUGCUGCUGGUGGCCCCCAUCAAGGACCGGAAGAACCGGAGCUGGCCCCGGCUGGACCACGUCAGCCUGGUGGGUUACGCCAAACUGGAAAGCAUGGGAGAGUCCUCGGACCGGGCGAGCCCCGGCCCAGCUCCUGGGCGAGUGGGGAUGCCAAAGGUGCCCGGGGAGCUGCUGGCAACUGCCAAAUUCGGAGUCGCGGGGGUGUGGUGGUUCCCAAAGCCCGUCUGA
Molecule: messenger RNA, 562 nt
Organism: Tauraco erythrolophus (red-crested turaco)
Lineage: Eukaryota; Metazoa; Chordata; Aves; Musophagiformes; Musophagidae
Source: RefSeq, a predicted model, not a curated record